UUCACUUUAAUACCGAUGUUUGCUUAUUCAUGCUUAUUUCUCCUGCUUACAGGGCUGGUGUGCCAGGCAAACAACUCCCCUUGUUUGAAUGGUGGUGUCUGUGAAACGGAUUCGGUAACAAGACAAGGAACUUGCAUAUGUAGAGAUGGCUGGGUGGGCGAGUACUGCCAGGAGGUUGACCCCUGCGCCAGCAACCCUUGCCGCCACGGAGGGACCUGCGUGGUGCACGACAACGCCACGUGGUCCUGCGACUGUCCCCUGGGCUACACCGACGUGAUCUGCCUCACCGUGGUGGACAACCCCUGUGUGACCAACCCGUGCAAUAACGGAGGAACCUGCGAACUCAUUACCAUAGACGACUACCAGUGUAACUGCCAGCCAGGAUAUACAGGUGAUACGUGUGACGUAGUUGAGCACUGCUACAGCCAGCCCUGUAAGAAUGGCGGCACGUGCACGUCCUCGGAGAGCGGCUACACCUGCACCUGUCUGGGCGGCUUCGAGGGGAGCACCUGCCAGAGCGACAUCGACGAGUGCGCGGGGACCAAUCCCUGCCAGAACGGCGGGCAGUGCUCGAACACGAUGGGGUCGUUCACCUGUAGUUGUCCGAAGGAGCACACGGGCACGCUAUGCGAGGAGGAGUACAUACCGUGCUCCCCGUCGCCGUGCCAACACGGAGGGACGUGCGAAUCUGUGGACACGUAUGAGUACGUGUGCCACUGCAUGUCAGGUUUUACUGGAGACGACUGUGAGGUGAACGUGGAUGACUGCGUGGACCAUCUUUGUGAGAACGGAGCUGCCUGUGUAGAUGGAGUGAACGAGUACACAUGCACAUGUCCCAGUCAGUGGGCAGGUCGAUACUGCAAUGAGGAUGUGGAUGAAUGCAUGCAGUCCCCAAACAUCUGCUUGAACAGCGGAACGUGCCACAACACCGUGGGGGGUUACAGCUGCGUGUGCGUGAACGGGUGGAUCGGCGACGAUUGCAGCGAGAACUUCGAUGACUGCGCCUCGGCUGCAUGCUUCAACGGGGCCACCUGUCACGACCGUGUGGGGUUCUUCAUGUGCGAAUGUGCACCUGGAAAGACAGGUCUUCUGUGCCAUCUGGACGAUGCCUGUGAGAGUAGCCCCUGCAACGAGGGUGCGAUCUGUGACACCAAUCCUGUCAACGGUCAGCCCAUCUGCACCUGUCCUGACGGCUACGAGGGUCAGCUGUGCAUGCAGGACAUAGACGAGUGCGCGCUGGGGGAGAACCCUUGUGAGCACGACGGAGAGUGCAACAACGUCCCAGGUUCCUUCACCUGUACGUGUACCGACGGGUUCACCGGCGACCGUUGCGAGGUGAACAUCAACGAGUGCGCUUCCAACCCGUGCCAGAACCAGGGCACGUGUAUCGACGACAUCGGCGAGUUUCGCUGCGCCUGCAUGCCGGGAUUCGCCGGGGACCUUUGCGAGACUGACGUCGACGAGUGCGCAAGCUCCCCUUGCCUCAACGGUCUCUGUAGGGACGGCAUCAACAAGUACGAGUGCGAGUGUGACCCGGGCUUCGAGGGCACGACUUGCGAAAACAACAUCAAUGAGUGUGCGAGCGGGCCGUGCCGCAACGGGGCGCACUGCUCUGACUUGGUGACCACGUACGCGUGCACCUGCUUGGAAGGUUUUACCGGCACCGACUGCGAGCUAAACAUUGACGACUGCCAGUCUAAUCAGUGUCAGCACGGCACCUGCGUUGAUGGCGUGGCUUCGUUUACGUGUUCGUGUGAGCCGGGGUACAACGGCCCCCUGUGUGAGUCCCCGGUAGAUGAGUGUGACAGCGAUCCCUGUCAGAAUGGCGGCACGUGCGAGGAUCUUGUGAAUGGAUAUCGCUGCAACUGCCUGGCUGGAACAUCUGGGUCUAACUGUGAGGUGAACCAAGACGACUGCACUGGGAACCUGUGUGUCCAUGGGGUCUGUCAGGAUGGCCUGAACGACUACACCUGUCAGUGCGACGGGGGCUACGAAGGUAAUAAUUGCGAGCGGGAGAUUGAUGAGUGUGCCUCCUCUCCCUGCCACAAUGGCGGGAUCUGUCACGACCUGGUGAACGCCUUCAGCUGCGAGUGUCCGCCCGGUUACCACGACCAGCUGUGUUACUCCAACGUUAACGAGUGUGAGAGCAGUCCCUGUGCUCACGGCACAUGCCAGGAUGGAAUCAAUGAUUACACCUGUACAUGUGAAACCGGUUACGAAGGGAAGAACUGUGACGUGAACAUUGACGAGUGUGCCUCUAACCCCUGUCAGCACGAGGGGCAGUGUGACGAUGGCAUUGGGAGAUACGAGUGCCAGUGUCUCCCAGGAUACGAAGGUGUUAACUGCGAUAUCAACACGGACGAGUGUGCCAGCAACCCCUGCCAGAAUGGUGGCCGGUGUCUGGACGGUGUCAACAACUACGUGUGUGACUGCGACCUUCCCUUCGUGGGAACCAACUGCCAGACGGAGCUAGCGCCCUGCCGCCCCAACCCCUGCGAAAACUCGGGCGCCUGUAUCCCCUCAGCCGACUACCAGACUUUUACCUGCAACUGUGCGGAUGGGUUUGAAGGUGAGACGUGUGCUGAUGACAUUAACGAGUGCCAGUCCAACCCCUGUAAGAACGGCGCACCCUGCGUCAACCUGGAGGGAGACUUCCGCUGCGACUGUCUCACGGGCUUCGCAGGCGAGCUCUGCUCAGUCAACAUUGAUGACUGUGAUCCUGACCCUUGCCAUAAUGGUGGAACAUGUAAUGACGGCAUCAACAGCUACACUUGUUCCUGUAUGCCUGGCUUCGGUGGCACAAACUGCGAGGAGGACAUCGACGAAUGUUACUCUAACCCUUGCCAGAACGGAGGGCAGUGUAUCGACGCGGUGAACGGCUAUGCCUGCGACUGCGUGGUGGGAUUCAUUGGAACGAACUGCCAGACAAACAAGGAUGACUGCACCUCUAGCUCCUGCUUCAGUGGAGGCACCUGUAUCGACGGCAUCAACACCUUUACCUGCCAUUGUCCCUCUGGCUUCACCGGUUCUAACUGCCAACACGAGAUUAAUGAGUGUGACUCCAACCCGUGCCAGAACGGUGCGACAUGUGUGGACCAGACUGGCUACUUCUCCUGUAUCUGUACCUAUGGGUACGAGGGAGUGACUUGUCAGAGCCAGAAGGACCUGUGUGCUGAUGAUCCUUGUCGUAACGGAGGGACGUGCACGCAGUCCGGUGAUCGCUACGAGUGCCUGUGUGAGGACGAGUGGACAGGACUGAUCUGUGACAUGACUAAGGUGUCCUGUGCUGCUGCUGCCUCUGAGAGAAGCGUUCUCCUGGCUGACUUGUGCCAGAAUGGCGGCACAUGUGUCGACACCGGCAACAGCCACAACUGCAACUGUGCCGCCGGGUACAGGGGCAGCUACUGCUCCGAGGAGAUAGACGAAUGCGCUUCCUCGCCGUGCCAGAACGGCGCCGAGUGUCGGGACGGGCUGGGCACCUACACCUGCGCCUGUCGUCCCGGUUACCAGGGGGUGAACUGCGAGCAGGAGAUUAACGAGUGCAUCUCUAACCCGUGCCAGAACGGAGGCACCUGCAUCGACAUGGUAAACGAGUACAGGUGCUCCUGUCCUCCAGGGACUCAAGGACUUCUUUGUGAGAUCAACAACGACAACUGCUUCGCCGGUGCCUGCUACCACGAUGGCACCUGCGUGGACGGAAUCGGCGAGUUUACCUGCCGCUGUCGCCCUGGUUACGUGGGUCAGCGGUGCGAGGGCGACGUAAACGAGUGCCUGUCCAACCCGUGCGAUGCCGAGGGUACGCUGGACUGUGUACAGCUGGAGAACGACUACAGCUGUGACUGUAAGCCUGGGUACACCGGAGGGCGCUGCGAGAGGACUGUGGACUCGUGCGAGUCCGACCCGUGUCUAAACGGAGGGGCCUGCUCGCAGAGUGGGAACAACUACGUCUGUGACUGUGGACCGGGUUUUGGUGGAGACAACUGCGAGCUAGAAUGCGACCUGGAGUGUAAGAACGGAGGCCAGUGCCUGUACGAAGACGGAGGCUUCCAGUGUUCCUGCACCAGAGACUACGCCGGGGAUCGCUGCCAGUUCCACGAGAGUAACCCCUGCUUUAGCCUGCCCUGCUACAACAACGGAGACUGUCAGCAGACGGGCAUAGACUCCUACCGCUGCAUGUGUCCCGAGGACUACAACGGACUCGUGUGUGAAAUCUACAUUCCUGAUAUCGCCUCCGGGCCUGGUGUGACCAUGAUUCCUCCACAUAUAGAGCCAAGUUGUCCCUUGGACAGUUGUGCUAGCAAGGCGAGGGAUGGGCACUGUGAUGAGGAGUGUAACAUCCACGAGUGUGACUGGGAUGGCACGGACUGCGCCCUGGGGAACCACCCCUGGGCCAACUGUACCUCUUCGCUCCAGUGCUGGAACUACUUUGCCGACGGAAACUGUGACCAGCAGUGCAACACGGAGGAGUGCUUCUACGAUGGGCGAGACUGUGAGGAGAAUCCGCAUCCAACCUGCAACCCUGUGUACGACACCUACUGCGGAAACUUCUUCGGGGACGGGAACUGCGACAGCGGCUGUAACAACAUGGAGUGCGGUUACGAUGGCGGGGAUUGUGACGAGGAGUAUCCGCCCGUCACAGCUAAGGGUUACCUGGUCAUGAUCGUGGCGGCACCGCCCUCUGUCCUGCUCAACAACUCUGUCUCCUUCCUCAGGAUGUUGAGCAUCAUCUUGAGGAGCUCGAUGUCCUUUAAGAUCGAUGACGAAGGAAACCCCAUGGUUUACCCCUGGUACGGUGAAGAGGUCGAUGAGACCAUCAGCAACCGAGCAAUCCGCUCUGUCUUCAGGGCGCUUACUGGCCGCUACAGGCGAGCCACAGAGUCUGAAGUCCAAGGCUCCAUAGUGUAUCUGGAGAUGGACAACAGUAAGUGUUACCGAGCACAUGACGACUGUUUCGAGACAGCGAAGGAGGCAGCAGACUUCCUGGCUGCCCUGUUUCUGCAUGAUGGACUGUCACAGUUGAGCUAUCCAGUCAAGUCUCUCUACAGCGGUGAGGACCCUGCGCCUCCGACGACGCAACCUUUCAACCCCCUGUACGUGGUGGUGGCCGCGGUGGGGAUACUCCUGGUCAUGGUGGGCCUUGGGGUGCUGAUGACCACCAAGCGGAGGCGAGAGAGCGGUCAGCUGUGGUACCCCGAGGGAUUCAAGCUGACCAAGGAGAGUAGGAAGGACGCUCGCAGGUCCACCCGCCGCCGCGACCCGGUCGGUCAGGAGGUUGGAAUGAAGAGCUUCACUCCUCCACAAGGAGCAACUGCUAACGUUGACGACAACGAUAACGAAACUGUUCGUGACUCAUCUGCCUGGGAAGAUGACAUGGUACCUCCUGAAGCCAAGCGAAUGAAGACGCAGCAGCCCACGCCAGGCGGAGAUGCGACCGCCGACCAGACCCUGUCGGAUUACGACGACACGGAUCAUCGCCAGUGGACCCAGCAGCACCUGCACGCCGCGGAUAUCCGUAACCCCGCGUGCCUGGCACAGGUCGCGCUCACCCCCCCACAAACGGAGGGAGAGGCAGACCCCUGCUCUGUGGAUGUGAAUGUUAGAGGCCCUGAUGGCCUGACCCCGCUGAUGUUGGCAUCAUUCCGAGGGGGUGGCCUGGAGUAUGUGGAAGACCAGGAGGAUGGGGAGGACGAGUCUGCUAACGUGAUCACCGACUUGCUGAUGCAGGGGGCAAACAUCAACGCACAGACAGACAGGACAGGAGAGACAUCCCUCCACCUGGCAGCCCGCUAUGCCCGUGCAGACCGUGCCAAAAGACUGCUCGACGCGGGAGCCGACGCGAACGCUCGAGACAACACCGGCAGGACUCCCCUACAUGCUGCAAUCGCUUCUGAUGCUCAAGGAGUAUUCCAGAUUCUGCUGCGCAAUAGAGCAACUGACUUGGAUGCAAGGACCAACGAUGGCACCACACCACUGAUACUGGCAGCACGUCUGGCUGUGGAGGGUGUGGUGGAAGAGCUGCUCAACUCGCACGCUGAUGCAAACGCCUGUGAUGACAACGGCAAAUCAGCUCUACACUGGGCUGCUGCAACUAACAAUGAGGAGGCUGUCAUCAGCCUGCUUAGUCAUGGGGUCAACAAGGACGUACAGGACAACAAGGAGGAAACCCCGUUGUUCCUUGCCGCCAGAGAAGGCAGCUUCCAGGCCGCCAAGAUUCUCCUGGACCACUACGCUAACCGUGACAUCACCGACCACAUGGACCGACUCCCGCGGGACAUCGCGCAGGAGCGCAUGCACUCUGACAUCGUCAAGCUUCUGGACGAGUACAACCUUGUCCGCAGCCCCUCGCAGGCAGCCAACUGCCAGAGCAACUUCGGCGGCCACCACUUCAUGAACGGCCCGGCCACCCAGCAGAAGAGAGCCAAGCCGAAGAGACCGAACAAGGGCAUGCAGCACCACACCAUCGCGCGCGCGGACGCGUCCAAGAUGCGCCGGAAGAAGAAGAUGGAAGGCACGGGCACGAUGCCGCGGCACAUGGAUUCCACCGCGCUCUCCCCAGAUGGUUCUCUUGGAGGGUCGCCGCACGGAUACAACCACGGGGAAACGCCACCGCCGAACUCCAUGUACGGAGUGUCGAGCCAGCACCUGGCUUUGUCUCACCCCAACCUGCACGGCGUGGAGUCAGUCGCCCUCACCAGCGGCACGCCACAGGUCGUUAACACGUUCUCCCUCGCGAACGGGCAGCCCAUGCCGCGCCUCUCGCACCACACCGCCGAUUCCAACUCCCACCAGGACCAGUCCACUCUGCGAGGGGGGGAGACGGGGCUGGGCUUGCACCUCGACCCUCCGGUCAGGGUGCCGAGCGACUGGCUCGCAUCGCUGGACUCCCGUAACCACCACUACACGCAGUUCUCCCCCCGCAUGCACAUGUCGCACGCGGGCAUGAACCACAUGCCGCAGCAGAGUCAGAGCCCGCCGUCGGGUCUCCUCUCGCCUCCGCACAGCCACGGCAGCAUCACGGGCGGCUCCCCGGCGCAGAUGGCCGCCUUCCAGGCGCUCUCGUCGUCUUCCAACGCGAAGCAGCAGCAGCUGGCCCACCAGACCAACCACCACAACAACCACAGGCUGUACCACGAUGGACACGGCGUGCACGGGGGCAGCCCCAUGGGAGGGGGGCACCUGCACGACCCGGGCAUUCCACUCAACGUCAUCCCGCCGGGCGAGCUGGCGGCGCACCCCCACCAGACUGUCCUACCUCAGGGCUCGUGCGCGCAGCAGUUCGGUUCCCACGGCAACCCGGCGGAGCAGCUGCCCACCCCGCCCUCGCAGCACAGCCACGGCAACCCGCAGAGCCACGAGUGCACCCCCACGCACUACCUGAGCCACGCAGAGACUAUCGUGCCCGAGAAUUACCUAACCCCGUCCCCAGAUUCCCCCGACCAGUGGUCGAGCUCGUCCCCCCACUCCGCCACGUCGGACUGGUCCGAUGGUAUCUCCAGUCCGCCGGCAGCGCAGAGCCACCGCCAACCUUACAUUCCGGAGACACAAAACACGAGACAAGGCGGGCACAGCGCGCUGCCCGUCUUCAUCUAGUAUACUGGUUACUUAUGAAGAUUGUACAACGCAGAGAGAAAUGUGUAAAAUAUUUUUGUACUGAUAUUGUGCCAGAGGUAUUUACCUAGAAACCUAAAAAAACAACACUUUGGUUAGGAAAAGUAACAAAUGUAAAACAUGUCCAAGGGCUGCCUUAGUUCUUAUGGUCUUUCGUUCACAUUCGACGACGACGAGGACAUAUUAACCAUAGAAACAUGAAACUCUUAUUUAUUAUAUGUACAUUUUGUGUUGCCUUCCAUGCUCAUCUCUACGUUGACACAUGUAAGACUGAAAAGUUUCCAGUAGUAGAUUGUACAGCACUGGUGGUUACAGGUUAGGGAGCGCCUGUCACGGAGUUUGAAAGUUAUUUUGAUGUGUAUAUAUAAGGAUCUUUUAUUUUGAGUUCUUAAGUCUUGCCAUGUGGUGGGAUCAUUAUCAUUAUCAUGAGGGUCGUACGAAGAGAAACCACAGUAAAUUUUAAAUGGUUUUAAGUGCUGAAGUUUCUAGCGUAGGUUCGAAUCAUGAUGUUCUAGAGUCGACUUUUGUAAAGAGGUGUAAGAAUCAUGACAGAAUCAUGUGAGAGUAUGUGUGAGGAAAUUUUACGACAAAGCAAGAAAGAGCUAAUGAAACUUUUGGGUGAUUUUCAUAGGUGCUAAGUGCUGUUCUCCUAGAGUUGAAAUUUAAAGAAUGCGUGCCUCCAAUCCAGCGCUUCCUAAUUUUUAUCGGGGCCUACAUUUUAUUUCUUGGAUAUCUACAACCAAAGAUGGGGAACUUCAUCAGUUUACCACACUGCCGAUUGCAUUUUAGCUCUUCUUUUAUGGGAGAAAGCUUUUGUGGAACUUUCAAGGCCACAAGCUUUGAUAUCUAAUUUUUAUGGUUUGACAAAAAAAGGCUGUAUAUGUGUAUUAUUGUUAUUAGUUCUCUUUUCGGUUUGCUUGGAUUCGAACAGCAAAACGAUCGCUUACCUUAGCCAGCAUCUGUACAUGUACUCAUCAUAUAUUUACUGUACCCUUCAGUAUUUUUUAUAGAGAAUAUUUUAGUUCUACGUGACCUUUUGUACUUAACAACUUAUUCCAGUUUCUGUGAUUUCAGUAGUUUAGCGGAACAGGAACAAUCGACCAACUGUAUACUAAUUUCUACCAGUCGACAGAUAUAAAUAAAAAAAGGUCACUAUUCAUAA
Molecule: messenger RNA, 8770 nt
Organism: Branchiostoma floridae (Florida lancelet)
Lineage: Eukaryota; Metazoa; Chordata; Leptocardii; Amphioxiformes; Branchiostomatidae
Product: neurogenic locus notch homolog protein 1-like
Exons: 30
Coding region: 16-7590 (2524 amino acids)
Biological process (GO): Notch signaling pathway; multicellular organism development; regulation of developmental process
Cellular component (GO): plasma membrane; protein-containing complex
Molecular function (GO): protein binding; calcium ion binding
Source: RefSeq, a predicted model, not a curated record